This is a messenger RNA of Closterium sp. NIES-65, 2703 nucleotides long. The record is from the annotation of a GenBank genome assembly. Lineage: Eukaryota; Viridiplantae; Streptophyta; Zygnematophyceae; Desmidiales; Closteriaceae.
AUGGCCAUGCUACUCGCGGAGAUGAAGGCUAAUCCAGACGACGUGUACUGCUUCGUGGAGGAGCCUCUCUUGCCCACCAGGCUCCCCUUCCUUCAGUCUGAAGAUGGACACGAUGAUCCGCUGGCCGGCUGGCGCAUCAAUGUCUGCUUCCUGUUCAAUGCAACGGGAACAAUCAUGUGUCCGCCUCUUCUCAUAUUCUGCGCGGACGACGCGCUUGCUCAAGGCCUUGAAACACCCCCCGAGUUUACCGUGUUCGUGCGACACAGCGUGGACGGGUUCGUCACGCCCGAGGUGGGAGAUAUUCUGCUCAUACCCCGUCCAAUAUUCAGCGAGUACCUUGAAGCGUUGAACGGGCGGUCGUACUCUACAGACGACCAUGUCAUCGUCCUCGUGACACGAGACGCCCACUCGUCAACUGAUCCAUCCGUGAUGGAAACGACGGAGCACGGUUUCCGCGUGCAGAACCUAAGCAACCUCCGAAUCAUUCACAUGCAGGGUCCUGAUGCGCCAAGGUGCAUCCAUCCCGGCAUGUGCGGUCUGGUAGAGCUGUGGAAGACACUGUACCGUUCCUCAUACCUUCGCCAUUUGAUGAUGACACCAGAGUGGCGCGACAGCGCAUUGUUCCGAUACGCCCCUCCCCUGUCCAUCAUGGAACUGGGACAGCUGCAGUACAUCAUAGACGAGUUCGCACGGCCUGGCCACACUCUCAUGCAUGCCACGGAUUAUGCGCACUGCGAGGUGACCCUUCUCCCGCCACGCGUGCAGCGCACCAUGAACGACACCCCAGGCGCCGAGGACAGCCGCGAGAUAACCCUGCACACGCAGCCAGGACCGCUACUGAAUGACCAUCGUUGUCGCAGGCGGGUGGCGCGCGUCGUCACCGAAUACCUUGUCCGUCAGGCCCUAAAGCUCGGCAUUAAUGUGCGGGACGCACCAGAGUGGUUUGGCGCAUCGAACGCUCUGGUCCGAGACAAUGUGUCAUGCGCGGCCAGUGCCCUGACCACACUGUCAACGGAGCAGGAGUGCCGAAAGCGCAAGGUGAAGCAGGAGUUGCCACGCCCUCGUACAGUGACAUCGGCGGGCAGCGGUGUGAGGGGCGUAGGAGAGGUGCCGCCGCCUCCCAGUGACGAUGUCGUUGCCCGUCUUGCCCGGCCCAACUAUCAGCUUGAUUUCCAGACGUUGGCACUCUACGGUCCCCAUGGAGUGGGGUGUCAGCUGCCAGCACAGGAUGUCCUGACGCUCGCUGACGGACAGUGUCUGGCCGACACAGUAGUGGACUUCCAUAAUAUGGGCCACUACUCGCUGGUCAUAGCUACGAACCUCCGCACCAUGGUCAGCGGGAAGCUAUCCGAGACUGCAGAGGGCGGCGUGGAGCUGGUGCAUCACGAUAGUGCACAGCUGCACACCAAGAGGCCGGAAGUGAUGGAGGGCGUCAAGAAUCUGGUUUGUCAGUCACUUGACGUGUGCGCUCUCAUGUUCCGUGUCUGCUGGCAGUCGGAAGACAUCCCACAACAGUCGAACGUGGUAGACAGUGGCAUUUAUGUGGGCAUGUAUCUCCACGCCCUGGUUUCGUCCGGCUUCUCAAUCCUCAAAGAGUGGAUGCCGUUCUACGGCGUGAAAUCGUGGGCCUACCGGCGCCAGCUCCGCGAGGAGGUGUCCCUCCACGCCACAGGUGACCUUAUUGUCAAGCUAUUUGGGGAGGGUGUGGAUGUUCCCGUGCAGCCUCUUCCCCAGGUGGGAGAACACGACGCCCUCGUCUUUCCCAAGGAGGACGAAGUCCGCACCGACCUGGCGAGGCAGUCAGGCAUGAUAACCCGGGUGGAGCUAGGGGGGUACGUUGUGUGUGCGGCUGUCAUGGGCCUGGCACGUUCGCUGGGGAUUUCGGAGGAUCAACUGCUGAGUGGAGCGGCACACGAGCUUCAGGCACACGGCACGCCUCUGCUGGCUCUGUCCACGUCCAAGAACCACGUGGAGCACGCCGCAUCUAUGCGGACGCUCGGCAUAACCAUCCAAUCGGCUCCCUGUCCGCUUCCGCUCCCAUCGUUCCCUUCUGCGCAUCUCGAUGGGUCGUCCAUCAUUCAUAGUGAGCCGACACCAGCCGAUGUCAAGCCCGUGACGACGGGGGAGCAGGAGCUCCCAACCGCUCCCGUGACUCCGGCAGCACCGCCGACGGUCUCGCGCUCUGCCAGGUAUCGCACGCGUGCCGGGACUAGGAAUGCAGCACGGGCCGUGCGUCAGACCAGCAUGCCUGCCGCGUACGGUGGUCGGCCUGCAUCCAGUCGCUGGACAGGGGUGAGUUGGUGCCCACGGGGCCGAAAGUGGGGGGUUAAGAUGGUGUGCGGCCUAGGCACUGGUCAGCAGAUCAGGCUGGGUGCGUAUAAUGUGGAGCUCGAUGCGGCGUAUGCGUAUGCUGCGGCGACAUUUGUGAUCAGGCGUAAUGACCACAUCCAGCACACGAAGGAGCUGUCGGACGUGAAGAAGGCAUCCCUGAUCGGGUGUGUUCGCGACGACGUGCGUCAUCUGGUCAAGGCACGGAUGUGGUGGAGGUGGCGUCAGUGGAGGACAGCAAUGGCAGAGCUGGGCAUUGCUCCUAGUACUCCCUUCCCCCUCGAAAACAAUGGCGCUCGGUCGCCGGACAACAGCAGUGGUGAUGGCGACGUGGAAGGCAGGAUGGUCCAUGAUGUGGAGGCGGUGGACGAGUAG